This is a messenger RNA of Fragaria vesca subsp. vesca, 1894 nucleotides long. RefSeq names its product histone deacetylase 2-like. The transcript is spliced from 13 exons. The record is from RefSeq and is a predicted model, not a curated record. NCBI's taxonomy places the organism in Eukaryota, Viridiplantae, Streptophyta, Magnoliopsida, Rosales, Rosaceae. Bases 115 to 1167 code for a protein of 350 amino acids. Gene Ontology annotation, molecular function: histone deacetylase activity.
GAAUCGACUCGGAACCGAGUCAUAGUCAUAGUCCUCACCUUCGCCGCCACCGUCAAACUCUCUCACUCUCUCUACCGCUACAAGCUCCGCCGCUCCAAAGCUCGCUCCGGAACGAUGUCGCUCGCUCCUCCGUCGGAAACCGACGCCGAAUCUCUCAGGCGCAGCCGUAUUCUCUCCAGCAAGCUCUACUUCGACGUCCCGAGCUCCAAGGUUCCGUUGAUUUACUCUUCGAGUUAUGAUAUCGCAUUUCUCGGCAUCGAGAAGCUGCACCCGUUCGAUUCUGCUAAAUGGGGCCGGAUAUGUAGAUUCCUAUCCAUGGAUGAUGUUGUGGAGAAGAAUUGCCUUGUGGAGCCAAAGCAAGCUUCAAAGGAAGAUCUUCUUGUGGUGCAUACUGAAGCAUACUUGAAGAGUUUGAAGAGUAGUUUAGAUGUUGCUAUGAUAAUUGAGGUACCUCCUGUUGCCCUAUUCCCAAACUGCCUUGUACAGCAGAAAGUUCUCGGGCCAUUUCGCAACCAGGUGGGGGGAACUAUCUUGGCUGCAAAGCUUGCAAAAGAGCGAGGAUGGGCCAUCAAUGUGGGAGGAGGGUUUCAUCAUUGUUGUGGGGCAAAAGGAGGUGGAUUCUGUGCUUAUGCCGAUAUUUCUCUUUGCAUACAUUUUGCCUUUGUGUGGUUAAACAUAUCAAGGGUCAUGAUUAUUGAUCUUGAUGCACAUCAAGGAAAUGGCCAUGAAACGGAUUUUGCAAAUGACAGUCGAGUCUAUAUCCUGGAUAUGUACAACCCUGGAAUAUAUCCAUUUGAUUAUGAGGCAAGGAGAUACAUUGAUCAGAGGGUUGAAGUACCGAGUGGCACUACAACAGCCGAGUACUUGAGGAAGUUAGAUGAAGCUCUUGAGGUUGCUGCUCAUAAUUUUGAACCUGAGUUGGUAGUAUACAAUGCUGGAACUGAUAUUCUCGAUGGAGAUCCUCUGGGCAGGUUGAAGAUCAGUCCUGAUGGGAUAACUCACAGGGAUGAGAAAGUCUUCAAGUUUGCUCGGGAGAGAAAUAUUCCCAUUGUCAUGCUCACAUCAGGUGGUUACAUGAAGUCAAGUGCAAGAGUUAUAGCAGACUCGAUAACCAACCUCUCAAAUAAAUCCUUGAUUGAUACGGGGAGAAACAGAACUUCUACAUGAAAUGACCCUCAGCAUCCUAUCCGUGGCUCCCUAGAGUCCAGGCCUUUCAAGAGAUGAACUUCAGGCUUCAUAUAUGCAGCAUCUUAAAUGGGCUACACUUGCAGCUUCUCAUUGUAAUCGAUGUUGUAUGAUAGUAGACACGUUAUUAACAAGGUUGUAAAGUAACUAUAUGGAGCAGGCCGAGAGAUGCAACAUUCUGCAGUCUCUGGGGAUUCUCUUUUUGAAAUGUACUAUUGGAGUGGUACUUCUCAAAGCUCAUCAAUGACGGUGAGUGUAGGUAUAGUUGGCUCGGGAUACAGGUAAUCCCCUUAAUGAAGUGAUUGAUGGGAAUGCUGCAAAUGAUCAAGCAUGAAGUUAUCUAUCAAGGUAGUGUAUGAGUAUGGGACUAUAUCUCAUAAAUAUGAGACUAAGACUACACCAACCAAAGUGGAUUGGGUACAAACUUGGAUGAGGCACAGAGAAUGUGAAGCAUCUCAGUCGAGAAUAUGGACAACAAUUGGAUUCGGCAGAAGCUAUGUUGAUUAUCAUUAUCCAGAUUUGUCGUAGUUAUGUGCUAGCGCAUUUGCUUGAAUUUUAGGGUUGGUUUUCAUGGUCAAAACUACCAAUGGUACCAAACUUCUUGAUCAUAAGAGAUCUCGCCUUCAGGUAAACAAGAGUGCUUUCCAUUGUCCUUUCUAAUGGGAGAGACCGAGAGACCUAUUCUUGUUCUCUGUUCGACAUAUCUGUU